AUAUUUAUUUACGUCACUCACUUGUCAAAAUAUGAGCAGCUAUAGUUACGUGUAAUAACGGGAAAUUUCCAUAUAUUUUUCAUUGGAAAUAAUUAAUCGACAUUCUAAAAUGUACAAAAUAUAUACCAGAUCGAACACCUAUUUUAGUGGUAAACAACAUUAUUUGGCAAAUCCAGUGUUUGGUGGAUUUAAUAAUAAUAUUGGUCAGGACGUAAACCGUAUACAUGUCACAAAUAGUCUAAAAUUUCCUCCGGCCGCAGCAUUGAAAUUGCCGACAAAUGUAGUCGACAUAAAUGCUUCAGAAAUGGGUAGAUUUUCACCGCUACGCGAACGAGACAUUUCUGGUCCAGUAAUCAGUUCUUGCUACAAAAAACAGAUUGACUUGGGAAAAAUUGAUAUAACUGUUCAAUCCGACCCUCACGUGAACAAAUAUGAUUGCCGUGGGGCAGUCAGUUUGUCUUCUUCCAUGCAAAGUAAUGUGCCAAGUCCAUUCAGUGGCAACCACACUCAUCUCAAUAUGCCUGGAUCACAAUGGGGGCAAGGGCAUAAAUAUUUGUCUGAUCAUCUUCACAGCGCUCAUUACUUGACUCUCAGGAAUGAGUAUCGAGCAAGAGCAAUGAAAGACGCUGUUGGCACAAGAUUUAUGAGUACAGAUACAAAGAGUGCACAGCCUCCACUGAGUUCAAAAGAAAAGUUGAAAAAGGCUAUCAAAGAAUAUGGUUCAACAGUGAUUGUAUUUCAUGUUUGCAUUUCCCUGAUGUCAUUGGGAACCUGCUAUCUUCUAAUAUCUAGUGGCUUAGAUUUGGUGGCGGUGCUAAAGUAUUUAAACAUAAGUGAAGGCACAAUUUUGAAGGCUGCAGGAUCGAAUGCUGGCACCUUUGUCGUAGCAUAUACGGUCCACAAAUUCUUUGCUCCUUUCAGGAUAGCAAUAACACUGACGGCUACACCUUUCAUUGUGCGAUAUUUAAGGAAUAUUGGGUUUUUAAAGCGUAGUGUUACUACUACUGGUGGAGGGAAAUAAAUGUUAACAUAAAAUAAAGUAUUCUUAUAAAUA
This is a messenger RNA of Helicoverpa zea (corn earworm), 1054 nucleotides long. RefSeq lists its product as uncharacterized. NCBI's taxonomy places the organism in Eukaryota, Metazoa, Arthropoda, Insecta, Lepidoptera, Noctuidae. The record is from RefSeq and is a predicted model, not a curated record. Gene Ontology annotation, cellular component: mitochondrion. The transcript has 4 exons. Bases 110 to 1021 code for a protein of 303 amino acids.